Molecule: messenger RNA, 342 nt
Organism: Ilex paraguariensis (yerba mate)
Lineage: Eukaryota; Viridiplantae; Streptophyta; Magnoliopsida; Aquifoliales; Aquifoliaceae
Source: the annotation of a GenBank genome assembly
AUGGCCCCCAAAUUUGUUGGCAAUAAGUUCCUUAGGGAGAUAAAAGUGACUAAAGACCCAACCCCUUUAAGUCCAAGACACAAGGCUCUAGCUCUCCUGCUCCUAUUGCCACUCGACCGAGCUUUGACAUUUCAUUUGGAGCUCUCUCAGUCCCACAUUUGCUUUUAUCUACUCCUUUUGAGCUCUGAAGGGGCUAGAUCUAGAGAACUACAUCUUUCCAAUGUCUGCAAGGAAGAGUCACCUAUAUCCAAGGUGCCUUUACUGUUGUUUGACUCUCCUCCCAAAGACAAGGGCAAGGGACAGUUGUUAGAGACUGAGGCCGAUGGAGAAGAAGAUAAAUGA